GAUUGUUAUAGGCAAGUUCUUAAGUAAAAAUUAGUUCUACAUAAUAAUGAGAGAAUAAUAAAAAAGGAUAAUUAGUAUAUUUUGUCCUUAUAUAUUAUGUCUUCUUACAGGAUUUUCAAUAAUGGCAAUAAUGUUCCUGUAUCUGUAUCAAGCAAAUGUCGAAAAAUAGCUAAAAGAUUAUGUACUUAAAUAAUACAAUGAAUACUUAGAUUUCACUAGCUAUUCUGAAAAAAUUAUAUUGACCAUUCAGUUUUAAAAAAUUACUUCUAUAACGCAAACUUUAGGUUUAUUUUCUUAAAGCUUGAUGAAUGAUACUUUUGGUUAUAGUAAAAUAGUUUAAUGGGAGGAUUAAUUGCCUUAGAAAUUUUCAUAAGGAUAGGAUAAACCAAAUUUUCUGAUAGCUAAUGGUUAUUAACUUGAAGAUUACUGCAAACCUGUCAGUUUGUGUUAAUCUAACUAAAUAUGCUUAGAUAACUAUGAUAAUUAUUUUUAAUAACUAUAUUACUUGGAUGAUGAAGUACAAUACUAAAAAGUAUAGUAUUCUACAUGGACUUAUCAAAUGACUAAUGAUUGGAAAGAAUUAAAAGAUAUACAAAAGUAGUUUAUCAUCAAAAUAAGUAUGUUAUAAGUUUUUGGAUUGUCUUAUAUUUUGAAUUAGUAAAUAGACAUAAUCUAAACUACUGGAAUUUAUCUUACAAGAUAAGAAGAUGGAAUUUUAUUUGAAGUUAUGCAAUACAAUUUACUUAUUGAUAACAGCUUUCUAAGUGUAAAAGAAUACGGAGGCCCGUUUGAUUGCAAAAAAAUAAAUGGAAGCUAUCCAGAAUAUAUUUAUACAAAUACUAAUUAAUUUGAUGGAUUUUUAUAUAAAGACGAUUCUGGAAAUAUAUGUGGAGAUGUUAAUUCGCCUUGCGAAUGUCCUUAUUUUAACACAAAAAGAUUAACUCCAUAUGAUUGGAGAUGUAGGCCUUGGUAUUAGUAAGCUGACGACACUUUCUUUGUAUCUUAUUCCUAGCCAUAUAUAGAUAUUACAUUUGGUUCUGUAUGCGCAACAAGCACUUUUAAAGUAGUGCUCACGAAUAAUAAGACAAAUUCUAUUUAAAAUGAAAUUAAUUAUUAGCAAGAUGCCGUCUUAGGAGCUGACAUUGAUCUCUCACAUUUAAAAUCUAGAUUUAUUUAAAGUACACAAAAAAUAGAGUACUCUUAUUUGCUCUCUACUAACGUUUAUAUUAACUCUACUGAUUUUAGUCCAUUAGUAUUUGCUCAUCCUAAUAUGAGUUAAACCUAAGAAUAAGACAUUUAUUAAGUAGAAUUUACUGAUCCUAAUUACAAUUAAACAGAGAAGUAGUAAUUUAAAAAUUAAACAGAGUUUUUAGUAGCUCCUUAAUAAAUAAAAAAAUUUUGUAAUGCAACAUCAAUAAACAAUAUUUAAAUCAGAACUAUAAAUAAAAAUAACAUUCCAUAUUUAACUCGAUUUACCCCAAUAUAAAUAUGCUUUGGUACUAUAAACGAAAUUUAUAUCUUUAAUUGCAAGCUUAAAAAUGGUCAGAUAAAAUCAUCUGAAGAGCUUAGGAAUUUGAUAUUUUCUAUAAAUGAGAUUGUUUUAAAAAUUUAAGAAAAUGUUUAAAACAUUGAAUAAAUAGAUUAAAGUUCAAAUGACUGCUAAGUAGAAUAAAUAUACAUGUAAUCCUUGAUAACUUAUGAAGCUGUUUCUCAUUAAAAUGGAGCAGCAAUGUGUUUAAAUAAUAUUGCAGCUAUUAAUUUAAUAUAAAAAAAUUUUGAUAAGGCAUUAUCUUUUAUGAGCCUUUCAGACAAAAUUAAUUAAUAAAUUCUCGAAGAUUUCACUAAAAAAUUAAAGGAUUAGAAUAAUAUAAAUCAGUUUCAAGCAAUUGAAAUGUUAAACGAACAAGACUACUUCCCUUUCUUCAAACUAUAUGCAAGUCGAAAAUAUUAAUUUGCUAAUAUUUUAUACCAUCAUGCUAGAAGUUUAAAUAAAGUCAAAAAUGAAUUAAAAAUAUAAAGAUUCCUAAGUACAAACCAAAGUGCUUUAAUUUCCUCAUAAUAUUUAUUAAAAUAAAGACAAUCAUCUAACUUUAUGUCUUAAAAAGAUUCUAAGUUAAUGAAAGACCUGUCAGUAUUGUCUUCAGAUAUUUGUUUCUCUAAAAAAUUUUAAAUGAGAUCAAACACUAUAGUCUAAAAUAAAGAUAUGACAAACCUGACUUAAUAAUUAUAAGGCUUGGUAGAAUUUUAAGAAGCAAAAAAUUUAAUUAAUAAAGCUAUUUAUAUUUUUGAACUAAUUACAAGGUCUAAUAAAAUAAAAAUUUUAGAAAAAAACAAAUUUAAACUGUAUUUAACUCUUUGCUUAUUGCUAUUGAUCAAAAUUUAACUUGUAGAUUAAAAAGUUUUCAGAAUAACAAUUAUAAAAUAAUUAUUUAAAGAUAUAAAAAAAUUGGUUUUUCGAAAAUAUUAUUUAUCUGAUCACGAUUAAAAUUUAUAAAUAAUAAUUGUGUAGAAUUAUUUUUACUAUAAAAGUCUAUUCAAUUUUAGAUAAUAAAAUUAUAGAAGAUCUAUAUCUUAUAUUUUACAAAGUCUCUAAUACUAUUAUAAACUUGAAUAUAAGUAUAACUAAAAUUAAUUAUUUACCUUUUAAUCAUCAUUUUAGCAAGUUUAUGAUUCUAAAAUUGCUUACAAAUCUUUAAAAUUGCUCUAAAAAAUUAUCCAAUUAGAGAUUAUCAAAGUAAACGCCAACUAAAAAAAGCUAAUAGAAUAAGAUAUAUUAAACUUGUAAUACAUUUCUAAAGACAAACUCCAAAGUAAUAACAUUUAUUUUCUUUAAUUAAACAAAUAAAUUUAUUUAAUUUUUAUGAAAAAAAGAUGA
Messenger RNA from Tetrahymena thermophila SB210, 2875 nucleotides. Its product is annotated as transmembrane protein, putative. The record is from RefSeq and is a predicted model, not a curated record. The transcript is spliced from 9 exons. Lineage: Eukaryota; Ciliophora; Oligohymenophorea; Hymenostomatida; Tetrahymenidae.